This is a messenger RNA of Xyrauchen texanus (razorback sucker), 2540 nucleotides long. Its product is annotated as thioredoxin-related transmembrane protein 4-like. NCBI's taxonomy places the organism in Eukaryota, Metazoa, Chordata, Actinopteri, Cypriniformes, Catostomidae. The record is from RefSeq and is a predicted model, not a curated record. Bases 1959 to 2270 code for a protein of 103 amino acids. The transcript is spliced from 4 exons.
AAAUAGUAAAAUAUCUCAGCUCAGCAGGUCCGUAAAAUGCAAGUGAAUGGUGAUCAGACUUUUGAAGCUCCAAAAAUCACAGACAGUCAGCAUAAAUGUCAUCCAUACGACUUUUAAAUGUUCAAAAUAUGUUGGUUGGGCGACUACAUAACAUGUUAUUAAACAGCUCUCUGAAAUUCUUGAUUCUGGUCCCUCAUCCUGAAACUCCAGCUUCUUUCACGUCUCACGCUCUCUGCUUUCAAAUGCAUAAAUGUAUUGAAAAUUAAAUCGGAGGACUUCAAUAUUUGUAUUGGACUUAUUAACGGAUUAUAAAAUAAUUAAAGAACAGGUACAAUUUUAAAACAUUCAUCUCAAAUCACCAAUUCAUGUCCCCGUAAUUAUUUGAAAAGCCGUGUAUUAGUGGUAUGAAUGUACAUCACUUAAAUGGUAAAUGGUCUGCACUUAUAUAGCGCUUUUUUUAACCUUAGAGGUUACCAAAGCGCUUUACACUGUGACUCAUUCACCCAUUCACACACACACAUUCACACACCAAUGACAGCAGAGCUGCCAUGCAAGACGCUAGCCUUCCAUUGGGAGCAACUUGGGGUUCAGUGUCUUGCCCAAGGAAACUUCAGCAUGUGGAGUCAUGUGGGCCGGGAAUCAAACUGCCAACCCUGUGAUUAGUGGCCGACCCGCUCUACCACCUGAGCCACAGCAGCACCUAAAUGUCAUCAAAAUAAAGUCAUGUCUUUCAAGUCAUUUUUAUUUGUAUAGCGUCUUUCACAACACACAUCGUUUCAAAGCAGCGUUACAUAAAGCGGAUGGAAUUUUUUUACAAGUGUUGACAUAAUUUUUUCCCGUUUAACUCUACCACAUAAACUCUUAUGUCGAUACUUCAAAUGUCGCAAAAAACUGGUUUGCAAACACUUUUGUUUUUAGAGAAAAUUGCCAUUAACACAAAAAUAUAGUGUCACGUGACAGAAUUUGCCCUAUCAGCAUUCUUAUAAAAUCCAAAAUAUGACCACACUUCUGAUUUGGUCUUAUUGGAACGUUGGAAAUUCUCCUGAGUGCUUUCAUUGCCUUCCGCCAUGUUUUCACACUAAAUAAACUACAAUAACAAUGUUGCAUGCUGCGCCCAUGCGUCAGACUCAUUUUGGGUGUGUGUGUGUGUGUGUGUGUGUGUGAACAGCAUUUACCACAAGUUUUAAAAAUCAUUGUAAUCGUGCACGGUUUUAAUACAUUUACAUUUAUGCAUUUGGCAGAUGCUUUUAUCCAAAGCGACUUACAGUGCACUUAUUACAGGGACAAUCCCCCCAGAGCAACCUGGAGUUAAGUGUCUUACUCAAGGACACAAUGGUGGUGGCUGUGGGGAUCAAACCAGCAACCUUCUGAUUACCAGUUAUGUGCUUUAGCCACUACGCCACCACCACUCCAUAUGUAUAAUAUAAUAUGACAACAGGUGGAAAAAUACCAAUAAAAACUAGUUCAUAAAUAUAAUUGUCAAUAAAAACAUUUUAAUAAUAAUUAAACAAUAAACCAUGACCUAUAGAUAGUUUUACACAAAUUACAUACAUUUGUGUUUAAUAAAAUGGCUACAACAGUGAUUGUUGGGACAUCGAUUUAUGUUCCACGUUAUUUUGGGCAACUUUAUUAGGACCUGCUGGUGGAAUCUCCAAACUGCAAAUGCAGGAACUGAGUUUAAACAUUGCGCUGAGGUACACUUCAUUACCAUAAAAUACGCCCACAGUUUCCGCGCAUACACCCACAGAGAGCGCAAAUACUCCCACCCAUGCCCACUUGCACUUUGUAAUUCCAGCUCUAUGAAAAUAGAGCUGGAAUUGUAUUAAAUACUGUAUAUAGGCUAUACAUUUAACUCUUUGUUUUCCCAUUUAUCCCAGCAAAUCCACACACAUCUGACCAAUACUUUGGGAAUUCCUUCAUGGUGCUCUUACGUGAUAUUUGUCAUCAUUACGCUCUUUAUGGUACUGGUGCUCGGCCUGAUGCUGGUUUUGAUCGCUGACUGGAUCUGGCCAUCCAGACCAAAGCGCAAAGACAACAAAACAGUUUUGACUGUGAAAGAGGAUGUGUCGGAUGAAGAGGUGGAAGACAUCCUCUCAGAAUACAAACGCACAUCUGACCUGGACAACGAGAGUGAGAGAGCUGAUGAGUCGAUCGAAGAGGAAGGACAAAUCACAGACAGUUACAGUGAGCUGCCUCCACCAGAGGGGGCAGCAGAGAACUCAGCGAGAAAACGCAACCUGCAGGAGACGAACACUUCAGAGGGCACUUAACGUGUGCUUGCUGUCAAUGCUGUGCCACCAAAAAGAAGAAAAUUGCCACAUCUGUAGGAUAUGCAAAAUGACGCCAGCUAGCAAUUAAAUUUGCACCAUACGUACGGAACGCCGUUUGCUUGUUUGACGCUCUCCAAGCAUGGUUGAAUUGAUUUAAGAAGACUAGUUGCAUACAUGUAUUGCUAAAGGACUGAUGCCAAACAUUUACAUACCUACUUUUAAUAUUAUAUUUUGUUUAAACACCAAAAAUGUCGUUUUGCAUUAAAAGAA